UGUCGUAAAAAUCCGGGGGAAAAUGUCGUGAAGCGCGGUCGGCGGGGCCUGCGGCGGAGAGAGCGACCGGGCCCGGCUCCCCGCACUUAUAUGCCCCGUCCCCUGGCGGCCGCCUCCCCCUCCUGCUCCAUGUGGGGCCCGGGCCGGGCUCUCGGCCUCUCCUCCUCCUCCUCUUCCUCCUUCUCCUACUACUAUGGCCCGGAAAACAGUUAGCAGGAAGCGGAAAGCGGCGGCGGCGGCCGCCGCGGGGCCCGGGGGGCUCCAGGGGGAGCAGUAUGGGUGGGAUCACUCAGUUCACAAAAGGAAAAGACUCCCCCCAGUGAAAAGGUCUCUGGUGUACUACCUGAAAGGUAGAGAGGUCAGGAUGCAGAAUGAGUCUAGCUACCACCGUUUGUUGCAUGGAUAUGCAGCCCAGCAGCUUCCCAGUCUUCUGAAGGAGAGAGAAUUUCAUCUUGGAACCCUUAAUAAAGUGUUUGCCUCCCAGUGGUUGAACCACCGACAAGUGGUGUGCGGGACAAAAUGCAACACAUUGUUUGUGGUAGAUGUCCAGACUGGUCAAAUUACAAAGAUUCCUAUUCUGAAAGAUCGUGAACCUGGCAUGGUGAACCAGCAGGGCUGUGGUAUUCAUGCCAUUGAGCUCAACCCCUCAAGGACCCUUCUGGCUACAGGUGGAGACAACCCCAACAGUCUUGCAAUUUAUCGUCUGCCUACACUUGAUCCUGUCUGUGUGGGAGAUGAUGGCCACAAGGACUGGAUAUUUUCAAUUGCAUGGAUCAGUGAUACUAUGGCUGUUUCUGGUUCCCGGGAUGGUUCGAUGGGUCUCUGGGAAGUCACAGAGGAUGUGCUGUCUAAAAGUGAUGCCAGGCACAAUCUCUCUCAAGUUCCUGUCUAUGCCCACAUAACGCACAGGGCUCUGAAGGAUAUUCCCAAGGAGAACACCAAUCCCGACAACUGCAAAGUUCGAGCAUUGGCUUUCAACAAUAAGAACAAGGAGCUGGGAGCUGUGUCGUUAGAUGGAUAUUUUCAUCUUUGGAAAGCAGAACACACACUAUCAAAGUUACUUUCCACAAAGUUGCCGUACUGCAGGGAGAAUGUGUGUUUGGCUUAUGGUCAGGAGUGGUCGGUGUACGCAGUAGGAUCGCAGGCACAUGUCUCCUUCCUGGAUCCAAGGCAGCCUUCUCACAACGUUAAAUCCGUCUGUUCCAAAGAACGAGGCAGUGGUAUUCGAUCAGUGAGCUUCUAUGAGCACAUCAUCACAGUGGGAACAGGACAAGGUUCCUUAUUGUUUUAUGAUAUCAGAGCUCAGAGGUUCCUGGAUGAAAAACCUCCACGUGCCUGCUACGGCCAGAAGCAGAAACUAGGUGGAAAUGAAAUUCUGAAGUUGACUACUGGGAAAGGUUGGCUGAAUCAUGAUGAAACCUGGAGGAAUUAUUUUUCUGACAUUAAUUUCUUCCCAAAUGCUGUUUACACCCACUGCUACGACUCGUCUGGAACGAAACUCUUUGUGGCAGGAGGCCCCCUUCCAUCAGGACUUCAUGGGAAUUAUGCUGGUCUCUGGAGCUAAUAACUCUUCAUAAAUGCUGAUCUUUACACAGAUUUCCACUUUUCCUUUUUUAACAAAGAAAUUGUGUGAUGCCAUUGAUCUCUGAUUUAAAUGCAAGUUAUUUUUUGGCAAAGUUUUCUGUUGGUCUCCAACAGUUUUGUACAUCUUUUUGAACCAGUUUUUUGCUUUAACCUUCUUGAUCCUUUAUAUGAAGGGUUUUUGAAAUCCCUUUUUAUUGUAUUUACUCCAAGUGACUCUUCCCCGACGUUUAGGCUAUCUUGGCCAUAUGCCCUCUCCCCUACUUUGCUGUGAGGUAGGAUUCCUUUCUUAUAGAGUGGUUGCUCCUGGGCUUUCUGUGAAAGUCUAGGGGCUGUGUGUGUGCAGGUACUUUGUCAGUUACAUUACCUGGAGUGAGGACUACUUGUAAUUAAAAAAAAUAUUAAAAUAUUUAUAAGAGAUAAGCUACUACUUUAUCUGCAGAGCCUGGCCCGGGCCUGAGUUGACCUUAUUUUUUAAAAGUACAAGUCUAAUGACACUGUUUAUAUGUAGAGGAAUACAGUAAAUUUCAGCUGUACUCACUGGAACCCAGGAAUGGAUUCCCCAGGGAUAUUGCCCAUCAAGCCCAAACUGCAGAAGUGUAUCUCAACAGUGUAUUUGUAUUUGAAUAGUAGUUUUCAGCAGUCCUAGGAGCAAAAUUUGAUCUUCUGUUGUUCUCUGCCUAUCCCAGGUAUCAUCUUGCACAACUGGAGUUUCAGAGUAGGCUGUUCUGCAGCAUGGCUAUUGCAGGACAACAUCACAUCAAAACUGAGGGUUAAGGCUUAGAAGUGCAAUGAGGAAAUGGAGGCUAGGGACAUGGGUUGUCUUGUCAAUAAAUGAAUUAAAACUAACCAUUUUCCAGAUGAGCUAAGGCUCCCAAGUUCACUGCUGUGGUAGCUCAUGGGUUCCUCACAGUCUUUCUAAAACCCAGGAUCAUCUUUGUCCCAGGCUGAGAGAGCUUUCUCAACCCCACUUCAGCUCUUCUGGUUAGUUGUUAGGAGAGUUGUUAGCCAGCACCUCUAACAAACAGAUUGAAGAAGAAGAAGAAAAAAUUUCCCUUAGGUUGAAAAGUGUAUCACAGACUUUCUAGUGAAGGCUAGAAGCUUGCCAUGUAGUGAGAUAAUUUAGCUCGUGUUUGUUCAGCAUCUUCUGUCAUCCUGCUUGCCAUAGGAGAUAUUCAGCCUUCCCUCAGAGUCCCCUGCCUUCAUUCUGCAUUCAUACUCCCUUGAGCUUCACCUGGGAUUGUGGGUGAGGAGAAUAGGUGUGUGCACUCCUGGAAGAGUCCAGAUCUUAUCCAAUACUCAGCUAAAACACAGGGCUCCAGGGUGCUGCUUUUGGUCCUCUAGCAGGCACUGGGAACUUUGGGCUUCUUACUGAUGCUUCCAUCCUCUGCUGGGAUGAACACACUCCUCCUGUCACCAUCACUGGCAAAGCAGGGAACAUGCUUAUACCUAGGCUGCUUUCAUGCCAAAUGGACAGUUUGCUGAAGCUGAGAAAGAAGACAAGGCAGGGAGUCAUGCUCUGCUCUCCUGUCACAGCUGGGGAGUACAGCUGCCAUGGUAGAAUAGCACAAGUCCUUUAAGCAGCUUUUGCCAGACUUACUGGAGCUGGUCUGGCCAUGUCCUUAAAGGCCCUCUUGUUCUCCAUCGAUAUGCGAAGCAGUGAGGCUCUGGCUGCUUUUCCAGUUGGUAGUGAAGUUGAGACUUGGAUGAAAAUCCUGUAAGGAAUGCAUUUCUCUCCCAUCUGGGUGGAAGUCAGAGCAAGUAAAGAAAUAGAGAUGUGCACCUGUUCCAGAAUUAUAAUUUGCUUAAACUGAGUCCUGACAUGGAUGCUUGACAAAGAUAUUUGCUACAGUUUGUAAUUCUGCUUCCCUUGUGGGUUGGCUGCUUAAACUGAACCAGUUCAAGCACUGUGUGCUUGGAUAUUCAGGGUUUUCUCAGAAAAAAGUGGCUAUUGCACAAUAGUAAGUGAAUGAAUUCUCCCAAAUUAUAUUUUAUCUAGAGUUGUUCAUUGAUUUUUAAAUAACAUUUUAGUGUCAUUUAUGUUGUUCUGUGAUGGCAAUGUAUUGCUUUGGGUAUUUUGGAGGCUUUGAAGAGAGGAAAUAGGCAGAGAAACAAAUUUUGAAAUAUGGCAGGACGUGUUUUUCUGGGAUUACUCCUUCAGCUGCUGUGGAAGAUCACUGCUGUUGCAGGAAACAUUCUGCUCAGCUCUUUUAUUUGGGCUUGAUUUGAGUGUGGGGCUUUUUUUGGGGGGGGGGGAAGUGGACAUUUGAGCCUUUUUCAGUUUUUUAGAAACAACAGUUAAUAGUUAGGCAGUUAGUGUCAAAGGAAACUCCUGGUCUAGAAAUCCUUGCCCUGAUGUUGAUCUAACAAAUUGAUAUUUCAGGUCUGGGCAAGGGGGCAAAGAGGGAUGGAUGUUCAUAUGGCCUGAGCUUUGGUGCCCAGAUUUGGAGACUGAUCAUCGUAGUCAGCUGAGCCUUUAGUUUACUGCAGAGGAGCAGCUCAGCACCUCUGGAAAGCAUCUCACUGACUGUGAUACUGAUCUCCCUGAGGUACUUUUAUUUGUGGUCCUAAAGCCUGGUGGCUUGAGUGCCCUUUCCCUGCUUCCCCCACCCUCCCCUUUUCUGCCUAGGAACCUUAGGACAAUUCCCAGAAUAAUCUGGAGAAUGUUGUAAAAUCCUCUGGAGUUUCACAAGCUUCUGUGUAUUUUUCCAGAGUGUCUUUCCUCCCUUCCUGUCCUCCCAGUAACUUCUCACAUGGAGGGAGCCAUCAUUGUUGCAUUGUAGAAAAGCCCGUAAAAACUAGAAGCAAACUAGAUAGCGCUGUCAAGCUUGCAAAUGAAUUUGAGGCAGAGAACUUCAGUCUGUUUCAGUGGUUUUUAAAUGCUUGUAACAAUACAGAUGUUGCCUUUCCGAGUACUUUGUGUUUGGGUGUCCUUUUAAGGUAGACAUGUGAGCCCUUCAGGCAUGUCAUAUUCAAUCCGUUCACUGGUAGAAACUGAGGCAGAGAAAGGAAAUGCAAGAGCAGCUAUCCAAGAGCAGGUUAUAGGUGAAACAAGAAGAACCCAGACUUUCUCACUUGGUGCAGCUGUGUUACCCUACUGAUGUAGGUGUCAGAACUGACAUCCAGGGUCAUGGUGAGAAAGGCAAAGGUUUCCAAAUGAAGUACGGGAGAGCUGGUACAGCCAGGAGUCUGGGCUCAGCGUGGAGGUGAGUAGGUGGGCAUUCCUCAUCAUUCAAAUGGCAGUUAUGCCCCUGUGAUGGGUGGAUAUUGUCUUGCUACACUUCAGUAGCUUAAACAGCUUGCUGUGCUGAGACCCAGUGGAGUCUGAGUUUUCAGACCGUUUUAACUUUUACAGUAUUUCUUAAUAAUUUCUCUCCCUCAGUCUUUCCUGCCCUCCUUGAAUGAUCUAUUUGUUGUGCUUCUUCCCUCCCAGAUUAUCCCAGUUUUUAUUGCAGCAAUAUUGUACUUGGCAGGGGUGACCUCUGUCAGACAGAAAUGGGCCUGCUGGCAUUUUGACAAGCCAUGUUUGAGACCUUCAGUUAGCUUUGUUUUAAACCAGAGGUAGACUUCUGAGGCUGGGUAAAGCUAGAACUGGGCAGUUGCCAUUCUGUAUGUUAGCUGACUGACGAGAUUGAAGGGAGAGGGAAACCUUUAAUCGCAGCAGAAGACAGUCGGACUUUUUUUUUUUUUUUGCUAUUUGAUGUUUCAGUAAUGUGGGAUCUUAGGUGCUGCAGUUGAGUGUAACAAGCAGUUAAUUUUACCGCUCAGUUCUUUUCAUUAGACUAUCAUAUUAAUUGGGGGUAUUUUUGGUAUAUCUGGGUAUUAUACUUUCAAUAUUCAUAAUCACAAGCAAUCAAGCUAGUAACUAGUUAUGGGUUCAGUAGUACAUGACUCAUGAGUAACUGGGUAGCAGCCCGUCAGUAGCUAUCAGUUGUGUGAUGCACAUCCCUGAGGGAGCAAAAGCUGCUUUGCCAUGUUAGUCUGAGCAUAGCAAUGAGAGUUAUUCACACCUGCUUUCAAACACCUUAUUCCUAGUAAUUCCUCUGGCCUUUCCCCUUGUGCAGCAAUGUCAGCCAAGGAUAAUCACUGCUGCUCUCCGCAGGUGCUUUCUGGGGUUGUUUCAAGGAAGUGCGUGAACUGCAAUCCACUUCUGUUUAGUUCCCUCAUCAGUCUGGUGUUAGCCCAAGGUGAAUAGAUCAUGAAAUAAGAGUAAACAGAUUUCUAGUUUCAGUUCUUCCACUGAGAUCCAUUUGAAGGCGCAUUGCAGGAGUGCCCAGUAAUCUUACUGGAUUUAGACUGUCCACAAAGGUUACACUCUGGGUGAGAUUUGUGACUCUGAGGGAGACCCCCUGAACUUCAUUAUGGGGAAUGAAGCCUCCUCCAUUUGAAGUCUGUGGCAGUUUUUAUAUUUUAAGGAUUAAGAGAUUCCUGUUAGUUACUUUCCUCUAAAACUUCAUACUCUUCUGUUGUCUGAGCACUUGCUUUGUACAAAGCUCGUAGCUGCAGAGACUGAGAUUAAAGUUAUGAUCCAGCUAUGUCAAGUGGUGGAGUUUGUUGUCUUAAUUUCAGUCCCUCUGCUGAGAAACGCCAGCUGACCCUGUUAAUUAAUGUCCCUCACACAAUCCAAAUGUGAAUUAAAGCAGGCUUGGUUAGAACAUUUGUGGAAGCACCCAUUUUAUUUGUUUUCAAGAAACCAAAAACAGAUCGGCUGUCAGUCACUGCAUCUCGAAGAAGCAUCUUCCAGCAGCCAGGUGGGAACUCAGAAGAUGUGUUUGUGGUACUCUGAUAUCAUUAUUUGCCUUUAAACCCAUUUUUCCAUGGUGUCUGAGGCGCUCUUGAUUUUUAGCUUAUGCUGCAAUUGCUGCUGUGAUUAAAUUACUGAACUUGAGUAGAGCUAAUGUGCAGGAAGGCUGCUGAAGAGCUGUGUGAAAUGCAGACCAGAGUUGAUACUCUGCCUAGCCCAUGCUGAACCCUGGGCUACUCCAGUGGCCAUACGCAAACUCUAGUUUCAAGCCAAGUGAAAACACACCUAUAUGCCCUGUUGGCCAUCCUGCAGUUACAGCCCAUGGUGUGACCACAACUCAAAGUGCAAUUGUCUGAGUGUCGCAGUCUUCCAUAGCUUAAGUCUCUGAAGGACAGACACUAAGAAUUUGCCCAGGCCCUAGAGGAGGGGGAAUGGGAAGGAGAAUACAGCUACAUCUCAUUUGAACGAUUCUCCUGUGUGCGGUCUCCCUUGGCUUUGCGAGUGGUCACUUCAGUGGGAAGGAUAGACAAGAGGGUACAAGGGAAGAGAUAAAGGCCCAAUAAAAGGAUUUGCUAUUCCUCUUUGGACACCUGAGGAGUUAAUGCAGAGCAGGAUGCUUCAUCAUUGCUCAGGAGAUACUUUGUAAAAGGGCUGAAUCUGAAAUGUGUUUUCAGAGAGACCAAGUAGAUACUCCUUUCAUUCUCAUAUUCCCAUGUGUAAUUUCCAAGGAUUUAAAUUAGGAAGCAUCCUCCUCUUUGCUUGCAAUACUGAGUUUCUUCAUCAAAACUGUCUGGUACUUAGUUAAUUAAAAGAAUGCUGUUGAUGGAAAGGAAUCUUCCCAGUUAAAAAAUGGAGUGCCAUUUUCUAACAGCUUCUCCCUCUAGUAUUGUGCUGGGACUGGUCUGGUCUAAGGAAGUGCACAGAGCUAAAACAGAGUGCUAGGGUUGAUGGAGUUGGGAAAGUCUGGGCUGCCUAAUCACUUCUGGACACCUUCUCCCUUUGGAAAAAAAAAAAAAAGUAAAACACUUGAUUAUAUACAAUUUCUGGUCAUCCAAUUAUUGAAUUAAAACCAAAAGAAGGAUGUAUAAUACACUUGAAGCAGUGUGGUAUGUCUUUACAGCCCUAAAUAUAUAUAUUUUUUUUGAUCUCCCUCCCCCUUGAACAGAAAUCGUGGAGUCAAUGCUUUGUUUUCUUGGGAACUGUUUUUUUAGAUUCCCUUACUAAUAGGGAAAAUUCAGGUGCUGAAUCUUACAUCUCAUUAAACUUGUACUUUUUAUUUGCCCACUCAUUUGGUUUCCUUUCCCUUUCAAGGCCUCCCACAGUCUCAGGGUAUAUAAAUCACUAUGACUCAUCCAAAUAAUAACAAAAUGGACCAACCAGAGGUUAAUGUGCCUUUCUCUUAUGGUACCUUGAUCUUUGUAAAGUUAUCUCACAAACACGUCACUGUCUUAGGGCUGGGUACAUGCAUCAUCUUUUUCUAAGAUAUACGUGUUGAAGUUGCAACAGGUUUGUACUGUUACUCGUGAUUCAUUUGCUUUAGGAUGUGGUAUAGACACAAAUCAAAUGCACUGGUUUGUCUUGGGGAUCAGUCUUACCUGUGACAUCUAUCAGUGCUUGCCUGUGUGUUAACGUGUACACAAAUGCUGGAUCUUCCCCAUUGCCUAUGAUGUACUUGUAUAUGAUGCACAAACUACGCAAGGCAUUUUAAAAUGUGGUGAUCACAACUUCCUGCCUGAUGGUAGGAUGUCCUACAGUGAACUGUUGUUUUUUUUUUUUUUUGUUUUGUUUUGUUUUUCCAAGUAUAUUUAAAGAUCCAAAGCCUUGGAAAAAAAAUUCAGGACUUGCUGACACUUGCUGGCUUUUGUUCUGAAUCCAAGGUCUGAUAUUUCUUAACAGCUCUGGCAAUUCCACCCCUCUAACAGCCUUUCUCAGCUUUCUAUUUCUGUCACGAGCUGUGUCAGAGACAGCACUGGAUCCUGAACUAUCAUAGAAGCUGUCAAGUAAAGUAGUAGCAGCUGUCUUCAAAUGUAGUGCACGUUUUUAAAUGUAAGGCAAAACUGUUUGAAAUUGUUGAUGCAGUUUGUAAAUGAAGCUGUGGAAAAUUGCAGAUAGUACACAAAACUAACCUGUCUGUAUGUACAGCUCGUGUUCAGCAUUAUUUUGUAAAUUGUUUUUCCUCUCUGAAAAGUGACUUUUUUUGAAGACAAAGGCUUCACUUUAGGCUUUGUUUCUGAGACGGCUUUGUUCUUGCAAACUCAAACUGAGAUCUGGAAUUUGGGCCAGGUUGCUGCCUCUUUUGCUGUUAGCAGAGGAUGGUGCAAUUGCUACAGGAUAUCCCUUCCUAGUUCUAAGCUUAAUCUGAUCAUGAGAGCAUAGAAACAGGAACGCUUCCUCAAUUGUGGCCUUAACUGGGUAUGCAUACACAUAGGUUAGGUACAGAAUUCUUCUGAUCUAUGAGGAUACUUUUGUCUUAGAAUCAAUACAGUUGAUGUACUGAUAUUAAUCAUCAGUCAAGGAGCUUUAGUAUAUGUGUAUUUCCUGUUCUGUCUUUUCUCUGUACCCCAGCACAGAUUUAACCUCAAGUUCAGGUUAAGUUUCUGCUAACUUUGGUGUUUCAUAAAAUUCAGUCAAGUACCCUCUUUAUAUGCAGUCACUUUUCAGAGUAGAACAGAUUGGUUUCACCUUAUUUUGUAAUCUUCAGCACUUUUUUCUUUCCGAUUUACCUUUCCCUAGCUUGCCUUUAAUAAUCAAUUCAAUUCAAAUCAAUUCAAAGCUGUUUGCCUAGUCCAAAAAAUACCAAGUCAUAAUAAAAAGAAAAUGUGACCCACUGUGGAAAGAUCAGUUUGUUCUUUUACCAUAAACUUCAGUUACUGUCUGGCUGAAUCAAAAAUGGUGACUUUCACUCCUGCAAAAUCUGUGAAGCUGCAGUUCUCUUGCCUCCAUAUUGCAUAGUUGAUGUCAGCAGGUGUGGAAGUGGAGGUGGCCUCCUUCUGCAUCUAAUGUGUUGAUCCUUGGUGUUCUAGGCAAGAGAAUUGCACCUUUGGCUCUUUUUUCAAGGUCAUAACUGAAGACUCAUAUAGAGGGCAAAAAGCAAAAGGCUCAUCACUGACUUUUUGCUGACUUGAUCCCAUUUAAAGGCUUUUCGCACAGAUUUUGUUUGUCUUGCAAAUUGAUGGGUUAUGAGAAAACUGUACUACUAAUCACAGCUAAACUCUGCCCUAUGCUUAAAUGACUAAACUUACUCUAAUUGGCUUUGGCCAAUUGGCCAGUGGUAAUACUAAAAGCUGGCUGUGUUCAGAGAUGAGCUGGUAUUUGAAUGUUUGAGCAAUGGAAGCCUUGAGGUUUUGCUCCAUCAUGCCUUACGUAUAUGACUGCAGAUUAAUUGCUUCUAAAGUGCUUCAAUGGAAACCGCUGGUCAUCCAUCUUCAGAUGAGGUGUGUAGAUGGCAUGGGGAAGAACCAGUUUCUUCAGUGGUCAUAGUCACUUACUCUCCCCCUCGUCACUCAAGGUUCCCAAUGCAUUUGUUGUUUCUUGUUUUCAUGAUUGACUAAGAGUACUAUGCUUUACUGCUGCCACCAGCCACCUCCACGUGCUUCCUGCUGGCAUGAUGGAAUGAAAGGGCCUUGUCUGCAGCUCUCUCCACCUGGCUGUUUAUUGAAUUAGCACUGGGAAUGUGUGCAGGGAUGUAAAUGCCAUCUGUGAUUUACUACUUCAGUUGGGUGCUCUCCAGGCAGCUCUCACAACACAGGCAAUAGCGGCAUCAUUGCUAAAAUGUCUGGAUUUAAAACAAACAAACAAACAAAAAAAAACAAACCAAAAACCCACUUCUAACAGGCACUGUCACUCUUGUUCAAAUGCUUUGUCUCCAUUCUCGGCCUCUUGUCCUGACCUCACUCCCUCCUGGCCACCCUCCACCCCGCUGGACUUGAGCAGGUUCCCUGUUCUUUUUUGACUUACUACUUUAGAUACCAGUUCUGAAAAGCCUAGGCACACAUGUUUAAGCUGUAUUUUAUGAAACUUCUGCACCCACUUAAGCAGUAACUUACUGAAUUGGGGCCUUGCUUACAGGCUCCCUAUUCAUUUGAUCCAGCUCUAGAUGUCUCUCUGAACUAGUAUCCCCCUUUCAGUCUGAAGGGCUUUGCUCCAAACUCAUUCCUGCUCUGUGGAGGAGUUAGUUCCUCUACUAAUGGCUAUUUCAAUGAGGUUGUUCUUAUUUUCCCCCUAUUUAUACUGGGGUUCACUGCAUAUGUACAAAAUGCUAUUGAUAUUUUUUCUCAACUUCCUCCUGAAUGUGGUAUAGGGGUCCACCCUGUGGGGCAUCAGAACUGUUUGUCCACUUUCAAAGUGCACAAAAGCAAGGAUUUCUUAAAUGAACAAGCUUUAGUGAGGAAAAGCAGCUGCAUACACAGAAUUGGAAAGGUAUCUCUGGGUAGAAUAGGUAAGGGAGCAGUUUAAGAUUUUUAAAUAAAAGAACAGAGUAACUGAGCUUUGGGGUUUUUUAAAAUUGCUUUAACUAGAUGCUUCUCUGUGUUCUUGUAACAGAAAGUUGCAAUGUAUACUGAGAUUUUUGUUGAUCAAUGCAAAAUGUGCCUCUCAACUAUAAUGCAAAAGUCUGUCUGUCUCACUUUGUGUUUGCAAUGCAAGGAGUUCAACUGAAGACUUAAUUUUAAUUCUUGUUUCUUGCUCUUAAGUGUUAACAUCCACAGAACAGUCCUUGCUGGUCUUUCGCAAGCAUCAUACAACACUAUCUCCCUAUUUCACGGCAGAAAAGGGGAUUGCAUUGAGCACUGGAACUUGCUGAACUUCCUUGGUUUGAGAGACACACUGGAGAGAAGAGUUCAGGUUCCAUGUGCUUUAAAUAUAACUUUAAAGCAAUGCAGCUACUCUGUCAGAUCAGCACCAUUUUCUACCUUUCGCUCCAUUUAGAUGGGAAUAUAAAAGUAAACCCAGCAAUAUGUGAUCCAGUUGAUGUGCUUGAAGGUGGAACAUGGGGUUUUUGAAAUUUGAGGACUGAGAAUUUCUCUUGCAUGGAAGAACUCAAUGUGGGUACAAAAGUUUGGAUCUCUGAUUACAGCUCUUCUGUCAGCUUGCUAAAUGCAAACAAGUACUUUGAACUCUUCUGAAGACAACUGUGGUAGAAGAGCUGUGAAGGUGUAGGCUGGAACUUACCAUGUUGGGUCAUCUGCGUGUUCCUCAACUACAUGGGCAAUGUAUCAGUGAUUUUACAGAUUGAUAUCCAUGUGUCUGUCACAAAAAACUGCUGUCUGGGGUGAACCUGUUAAUAGAUACAUUUCCAGAUCAAAUUAAGAGCCUAAUUUUCCAUCUUGCAUUAACCGGGUUACUGUGUUCACAUGCCAGAAAGAUGUUGCUCUUUGAAAAAGCAUGUUAGUGUGUGUGGCAAUGACCCAUGCACUUUUUAAAUACCUAGAUCUUGUACAUUCUCACUUGAGUAUUGUUAAUCAUGCUGUAGUCUGACAAAUGGAUCUUUUACUACUGCCCUGUUAUAUAGAAUAAUUGUAAUUAACUGCAGUUUGUUUUUCCACUACUUGAAGUUGUGUGAUCUGAAAAUUGGUGAACAAAAAGUAUUUGUGCAUCUUACUAUGGGUAUCUCUAAAUAAAAUGUAUUUGUAUAGUG
This is a messenger RNA of Rhea pennata, 11960 nucleotides long. It is a transcript of the gene DCAF12, whose product is annotated as DDB1 and CUL4 associated factor 12. The record is from RefSeq and is a predicted model, not a curated record. NCBI's taxonomy places the organism in Eukaryota, Metazoa, Chordata, Aves, Rheiformes, Rheidae. The coding region runs from base 194 to 1564 and encodes 456 amino acids. Gene Ontology annotation, cellular component: Cul4-RING E3 ubiquitin ligase complex. Gene Ontology annotation, molecular function: protein binding. The transcript has 9 exons.